AUGCCAUCUUAUCGCUUGGAGCAAGCCUCCACCGGCAGAGCCGGCUGUCAAAACAAAGAAUGCAAAGACGAGAAGGUCAAAAUCGCCAAAGGCGAGCUCCGUCUUGGCACCUGGGUUGACACCGAGCGCAUCCAGGCAUUUUUCUGGAGACAUUGGGGCUGUGUAACACCCAGAAUCAUUGCUAGUCUCAAUGAAAAUCUUGGGGAUGGUGACGAGAAGGAUUACGAACAGCUAGAUGGCUUCGAAGAUCUUACUCCCGAAAAUCAGGAGAAGGUCAAGAAGGCGCUGGAGCAGGGCCAUGUCGAUGACGAUGAAUGGAAGGGGGUAUGCAAUUCCCUUUUCCUUAUGACUCUUCCCUCCCGAUUGUUAUUUUCGGGACUCAAUGCUGUGUUCUCGAUUACAGGUGCUGACGCAUAUAGGAUGUUGAAAUGA
Molecule: messenger RNA, 432 nt
Organism: Aspergillus oryzae RIB40
Lineage: Eukaryota; Fungi; Ascomycota; Eurotiomycetes; Eurotiales; Aspergillaceae
Product: PARP-type zinc finger-containing protein
Exons: 3
Coding region: 1-432 (143 amino acids)
Molecular function (GO): DNA binding; zinc ion binding
Source: RefSeq, a predicted model, not a curated record